AUGACGGCAGGCAUCGUAUCAACGACUCUAACCAGUCCUGUUUGGGUCAUCAAGACAAGAUUUAUGACACAGUCAGUGCGAACACCAUAUCGCUACAACUCGGUCAUGGAGGCCUUUGCUUUAAUUGCAAAGCAUGAGGGUAUUCGAGGGUUUUAUAAGGGAUUAGGGCCUUCUUUGAUCGGUGUAAGCCAUGUGGCGAUCCAGUUUCCAUUGUAUGAAAGGCUGAAAUCCGUCCUUUCAACAAGGCAGUCAGAAACAGCGAGUGUUUUAAUGGCUUCUGCAGUUUCCAAGAUGAUAGCAAGCACAGCAACGUAUCCGCAUGAGGUGAUCCGUACCAGACUGCAAAAUCAAGUGAUACAACCUUUCAAGUACAACGGCGUACUUCAUGCCAUCAAGGUUAUCAUGUAUGAAGAGGGUGUGCAUGGAUUUUAUAAGGGCAUUUCGGCCAAUCUUUUGCGCACUGUUCCAGCUUCUGCUGUUACCAUCUUCACAUAUGAAUUUAUAGUAAAGAAAUUGGAUACCUUGAGAGAUUUAGCUCAAUGA
Mucor velutinosus is the source of this 543-nucleotide messenger RNA. RefSeq lists its product as uncharacterized. Gene Ontology annotation, biological process: NAD transmembrane transport. The coding region runs from base 1 to 543 and encodes 180 amino acids. The transcript has 3 exons. The record is from RefSeq and is a predicted model, not a curated record. Gene Ontology annotation, molecular function: NAD transmembrane transporter activity. Lineage: Eukaryota; Fungi; Mucoromycota; Mucoromycetes; Mucorales; Mucoraceae.